Molecule: messenger RNA, 2655 nt
Organism: Callorhinus ursinus (northern fur seal)
Lineage: Eukaryota; Metazoa; Chordata; Mammalia; Carnivora; Otariidae
Gene: CUNH1orf216
Product: chromosome unknown C1orf216 homolog
Source: RefSeq, a predicted model, not a curated record
UUUCUUUCUUCUCUUAAAACAUAGCUUUCAUUAAGUGACUUUAAUGAAAUAAGCACAAAAUGAAUAUAUCAUUUCAAAUUGUGAUAGAUGCAAUGAAGAAAAGGAACAAAGUGCCCUGGGAUAACAUAAAAGGGGAAAUGAAUCUGGUCUAGGAGGUCAGAGAAGGUUUAUCUGAGAAGAGAACUGAAAUAUGAGUAAAUCGAGAAGGGGAACAGAAUUUUAGGUAGAGGGAAGAGUGUGUGCAGAAGUCGCAUGGCAGAAAGGAUCGUGAGGCCCGGCUGUAGAGAUGGAGGGCAGAGGAUGAAGCUGGCUCAGAACCCUGUGGCUGCCGCCUUAAGGAUUUAUUCCGCAAGAAGGAAGCCAUUUGAAAGGCUUUAAGCAGGAGCUGGUGACAUGAUCGGAUUUUUCAUUUUGAAAAUGUCACAGUAUCUGCAGUGACGCAAAGCGAUCCGAGGGACCCAGUGGAUGCAGUUAGAAGAUAAACCUGACCCGGCAGGCCUCGGUCGAGGCUGCAGGAGGCGGGGGAGUCGGUUCGGGCGCUCGGGCUGCACCGGCUGCUAGCUCCGCGGAACCCCGAACCGGCCCACGUGGGCCCGGCCGCCCCGCCCCGCCGCGCUGACGCCGCCCGACUCCGGAGUCCAGGCCUGGGGCUGGCCGCGCCGUCCGGGAGCCCCGCACCCCACGCCCGGCCCACGGGCCUCUCCAGGCCAGGCCGAGGGACACCCCCCCCCUCCCCCGCCAGCCCCGAGGGACGAGUUCCCGCCACGGGGUCUACAGGAGCAGAGCCAGCCGCGCCGGGGCGGGCGCGUCCAGGCCACCAAAUGUUUGCCAUCCAGCCAGGGGUGGCUGAGGGGGGCCAGUUCCUGGGGGGUCCGCCGGGAGUAUGUCAGCCGGAGCUCCAAACAGACAGCAACUCUAACUUCAUGGUGAGUGCCAAAGAUGCCAAUGAGAAUUGGCAUGGGAUGCCAGGCCACGUGGAGCCCAUCCUGAUGAGGAGCUCCUCUGAGUUGCCCUCUGACAACCAGGUCUUCCAGGCCCCUGGACUCCCCGAGGGGGAGGUGCGCAGCCCACCAGAGGGGGCAGAAAUCCCCGGAGCUGAGCUUGAGAAGUUGAGUGGUGCCAGCCCAGUGUGCUCCCCCCUGGAGGACAAUGGCUACGCCAGCAGCUCCCUGAGCACCGACAGCCGCAGCAGCAGUCCUGAGCCUGCCUGUGGGACCCCUCGAGGCCCGGGCCCUCCAGAUGCCCUUCUGCCCUCGGUGGCCCAGGCUGUGCAACAGCUGCAGGCUCAGGAGCGCUACAAAGAGCAGGAAAAGGAGAAGCACCACGUGCACUUGGUGAUGUACCGCCGCCUGGCCCUGCUGCAGUGGAUCCGGGGCCUGCAGCACCAGCUGGUAGACCAGCAGACCCGUCUGCAGGAGAGCUUCGACACCAUCCUGGACAACCGAAAGGAGCUUAUCCGCUGUCUCCAACAGAGGGCAGCCCCAUCCGGGCCCCAGGAGCAGGGCUAAGGGUGUGCCUCCACAGGAGUGCAGGGGGUCCCAUUGCUCCGGAGAGAGGGCUAGCCUGCAGGAUUUAUCGGAGGGUUGUGGCUGAUCCAUUCCCCUGAGAUUUCCCAGGCCACCUGUCCACCCUCUCCCCAUCACUCCUCUCAGACUUUGCUCUGCUAAGGCUGUUGUCCCUGAUGGUGGAUUUGCUGUGGGAAGUGUGGUGGCAGCUCUGGCCUGCCAUGGCUUUUUGGCUACAAUUUUGCCAGGGCGACUGGUAGAGAAUUAGUAGGAGGGAGGGGAGCUGGGGUUGGUGAUCAACACUGUGGCAGGGAUGGGGCGGGAUGGGAUCAGAGAAGAAGAUAAAGUCCCACUUGAACUCUGCCUUGGGGCACAUGGGAGAUGGGGAUGGGGGAGAUGACGGUGGCAGAACCCUGUGAAGAAUAGGAGAAAGGGAAUUCUAAAACGUCACUUGGAAACAAACCACACUUCUCGACGGCAAAGGAGCGGUUGCAGACCAUAUUGAUUUAAGCUUCUGAUGAAAGCGGAUGUACGCUUAUACGCUUGCAAGGAACAGACAAGGUGCUCCAAGACUGCUGGGGAAAAAUAAUCUCACUUUCUUCUCUGUGCCUCUACUUGCUGUCCCUCUCGGGCUUUAGCAACACUGGAUGUUAAAUUAGGUUGGUCCGUUUUCCUGAAAUCAGGCUGUCUAGGCCCAGAGGAGCCAUAGUCGGCUUUCCAGGUGGGCAGAGGCCAAUGUCAGCCCAGCCUCUGGAAGCUCUUAGGACGCUGGGUCAUAACCCCUUCCUUCACUGCAUGGUCCUUUCGGUGGGGGUUGACUGGCUCCAGCAGAGGCUCCGUGAAAUGGAGAGUGGGUGAAUUCUGGGGAGAACUAGGGACUAAGGUAGCCAAGCUCUCUGCUUUGCUUUUGGGAGCCAUGAGGAUGCAAGAUCCUGAUGGUGAGCAGUGGCAUGAUGCUGAGUCUCCCUAUCUGCAAAAUGGGGGUGCUCUUCCUCUCUCUAAAGAGUUCUAUCCCUGACAGUGGGUGAAGGGCAUAUUAGUUAGGUUGAAGCAAUGGUCCUGGGGAGUUUUGUGUCUAGCCCUUGCGUGUUGAGUAUGAACCUGACCUCUGGGCCAAGCCAGGAUGAAUAAACUGGGGCAGAGGAAUGCA